Salvia hispanica is the source of this 1803-nucleotide messenger RNA. RefSeq names its product galactokinase-like. The record is from RefSeq and is a predicted model, not a curated record. Lineage: Eukaryota; Viridiplantae; Streptophyta; Magnoliopsida; Lamiales; Lamiaceae. Gene Ontology annotation, biological process: carbohydrate phosphorylation; galactose metabolic process. Gene Ontology annotation, molecular function: ATP binding; galactokinase activity. Gene Ontology annotation, cellular component: cytoplasm; cytosol.
AAGUUGAUCAAACUUUUUUUAAAAAUUGAGAAGGAUUUUGAUUUGUCGUCCACACUCCACAAAAUUCCAAAUUUCACUGAAUUCAUCACCUCUCUAGUCUACUCACUAAGAAGUAAAGCGGAGAAACAAAAGUUUUUUUUUUUUUUGAAUGGCGAGACACGAUGACCUUCCGGUGCCCGUUUACAAGUCUCUUGAGCCCGUUUACGGAACCGGGUCGCAGCUCGAAGAAGCGGAGCUCCGAUUCAACACAUUGAAAUCCAAAUUCGUGGAGAUUUUCGGCCAAGUCCCUGAUAUCUAUGCCCGAUCUCCUGGAAGGGUGAAUUUGAUUGGGGAGCACAUAGACUAUGAAGGUUACUCUGUGUUGCCUAUGGCGAUCAGGCAAGACACUAUUGUAGCAAUUCGGAAAGUGGAGGGAGACAAGGUGCUGAAGAUUGCUAAUGUCAACAGUCACAAGUAUUCUCUCUGCACUUACCCUGCUGAUCCUCAUCAGGAAAUUGAUUUGAAGAAUCACAGAUGGGGUCACUAUUUUAUUUGUGGGUACAAAGGUUUCUAUGAGUAUGCCAAAGCAAAGGGCAUAGAUGUCGGUGAAGCAGUUGGUCUUGAGGUUGUUGUUGAUGGAAUUGUUCCAACAGGUUCUGGUUUAUCGAGCUCUGCUGCUUUUGUUUGCUCGUCUACUAUUGGCAUAAUGGCAGUAUUAGGAGCAAGCUUGCCUAAGAAAGAACUUGCUCAACUUACAUGCGAAUGUGAAAGACACAUAGGAACACAAUCUGGUGGAAUGGACCAGGCCAUAUCUGUGAUGGCUCAAUCUGGAUUUGCAGCACUCAUUGACUUCAACCCUAUUCGAGCUACUGAGGUGCAACUCCCUGCGGGUGGGACUUUUGUCAUAGCACAUUCACUAGCUGAGUCUCAGAAAGCAGUUACUGCCGCAACUAAUUACAACAACAGAGUUGUUGAAUGUCGUUUGGCUUCUAUAGUGCUAGGCAUAAAACUCGGCAUGAAAGCAGAAGAAGCAGUUUCCAAAGUGAAGACACUUUCAGAUGUUGAAGGAUUGUGUGUAUCUUUUGCUGGUACACAUGGAUCGUCUGAUCCAGUUCUUGCUGUCAAGGAAUACUUGAAGGAAGAACCAUACAGCGCCGAAGAUAUUGAGGAAAUCAUCAGUGAAAAGCUGGUAGAUGUUUUUGCCACUUCUCCUUCUUCGUUGGAUGUGCUGAGAGCUGCCAAACACUUCAAGUUACACCAGCGAGCUGCUCACGUGUACUCAGAGGCUAAACGUGUGUAUGCUUUCAAAGAUACCGUGUCAUCAAACUUAAGUGAGGAAGACAUGCUUAAGAAACUCGGAGACCUUAUGAACGACAGCCACUACAGUUGCAGUGUCUUGUAUGAGUGCAGCUGCCCCGAAUUGGAAGAGCUCGUCAAGAUUAGCCGUGACAAUGGUGCCCUCGGGGCGAGGCUGACCGGAGCUGGAUGGGGAGGCUGUGCCGUUGCUCUGGUUAAGGAGAAUAUCGUCCCACAGUUUAUCCUCAACUUGAAGGAACAAUAUUUCCAGUCAAGAAUUGAUAAAGGGGUGAUUAAGAAGACCGAUCUUGGCCUCUACAUUUUUGCAUCUAAGCCAUCGAGCGGAGCUGCCAUCGUCGAACUAUAGGCUGCCGGCCGCAUAUGGUCCGAGAAAAUCUGCUGCUAAGAAAGGAUCGUUUUUUAUGCUUUCUUUCUUUCCUGUUCAAGAAUAAAAUGGUUUAUGUUUCAUGGAAUUGUCCAUACAUAAAAAAACCCAGCUAAUUCAUCAGAAACACAUAUUGGCACUGA